GCGCAUGCCCUGAAGUGUGUAUGACCAGCGUUAGCUGCACUGAAGGCGAAGUUGCUGAAGAAAACCGGAGGAGAAAGCGUGUAGAGUGCAGGUCGAGUAGAAGUACAAAAUGAGGGAAGAGUAUAAGGCUCCGAAUUUGCAACUUUUGGCUGAUAUUGCAAACACAUUACGUAUUGAUUCUGUUAAAUCUACAGAUACGAGCAAGUCUGGACACCCGACGUCAUGUUCUUCUAUGGCAGAGGCAAUGUCGGUUCUUUUUUUCCAUGUGAUGAGGUACAAACUGUCGAGCCCUAGAGAUCCAUCGAGUGAUCGCUUCAUUCUCUCAAAGGGACAUGCUGCUCCCAUUUUGUAUGCAGCAUGGGCUGAGGCUGGUCUUUUUCCAGUGUCAGACCUCCAGAACCUGCGGAAAAUUGACAGUGACCUUGAAGGUCAUCCAACACCAAGACUUAAUUUUGUCGAUGUUGGAACUGGCUCUCUGGGACAGGGUCUCUCUGUUGCUUGUGGAAUGGCUUAUGUUGGAAAGUAUUUUGACAAAGCUUCAUACAGGGUGUACUGUCUGAUUGGAGAUGGAGAAAGUGCAGAAGGCUCCAUUUGGGAAGCACUGCAGUUUGCCAGCUAUUAUAAGCUGGACAACUUGUGUGUUAUUGUUGAUGUAAACCGUCUGGGUCAAUCAGAACCCACGUCUAUGCAGCACAAUAUGGAUGUUUACUGGAAGCGGUUGGAUUCAUUCGGAUGGAAUGCAAUUCUUGUGGAUGGACAUGAUGUUGAGGAACUUUGCAAGGCCUUCCAUGAAGCAUCCUCUACAAAAACAAAACCCACUGCACUCAUUGCAAAAACAUACAAAGGAAAGAACUUUCCCACUAUUGAAGACCAGGAAAACUGGCACGGCAAACCGUUGGGUGACAAAUCUGAAGUAGUGAUUCAGCACCUGAAUUCUCUUAUAAAAAACACAGGCCCCUUGCAAGUGGCACCUCAGAAGCCCCUGAAAGAGGAUGCCCCAAUUGUGGAUAUUAGUGGUGUGAAAUUGUCUUCCCCUCCCAGCUACAAGAUUGGAGAAACUGUGGCCACGAGAUAUGCGUACGGCACAGCUCUUGCCAAGAUCGCAGCCAACAACAGUCGUGUCAUUGCUCUUGAUGGUGACACCAAAAACUCUACCUACUCGGACAGGUUGAAGAAGGCCUUCCCAGAACGCUUCAUUGAGUGUUUCAUUGCUGAACAAAAUCUUGUUGGAGUUGCUAUUGGCGCCACCUGCAGAAACAGAACCAUCGCAUUUGUAUCAACAUUUGCAACGUUCUUCACUCGAGCCUUUGACCAGAUUCGAAUGGGAGCCAUUUCUCAGACUAAUGUAAAUUUUGUUGGUUCCCAUUGUGGAGUCAGCAUCGGAGAGGAUGGACCUAGCCAAAUGGGCCUGGAAGAUAUCGCCCUGUUCCGAAGCAUUCCAGGAUCUACUGUGUUUUAUCCCAGUGAUGCGGUUAGCACAGAACGUGCUGUGGAGCUCGCUGCAAAUACGAAGGGAAUUUGCUUCAUUCGCACUUCCAGACCUAAUACAGCCAUUCUGUAUAAAAAUGAUGAAGUACUGCAGAUUGGAAAAGCAAAAGUUUUGAAGAAGACUGAAAAUGACAAGGUAUUAGUCAUAGGUGCUGGUGUGACAUUGCACGAGGCCAUAACUGCGGCAAAUGAACUUGCCAAGGCUUCUAUCAAUGUCCGUGUGUUGGAUCCAUUCACUGUGAAGCCGAUCGAUUCAGAGACGAUCAUUGCCAAUGCCAAGGAAUGUGGUGGAAGAAUUCUAACUGUUGAGGACCACUACCCACAAGGUGGCCUGGGUGAAGCAGUACUUAGUGCAGUGGCUGAAGAAAGGAAUAUCACUGUGAAGAAAUUGGCUGUAAAUGAAGUGCCAAGAUCUGGCCCUGCAACGGUACUCUUGGAGAAAUAUGGAAUUAGUGCCAAGAGUAUUGUGAAGGCUGUUCGAGAUUUAGUUAAGUAAUGAGUACUUUUUUUUGGCACUGUACAAACUAAAUGUGCAGACAUGCUCUUCAAAAGCACAUACAGUACAGUCACAAUAUGACAACUCCCAUUGUGUCCUAGAAAGAUAUUUCUGCAAGCCCAUCCAACUUGUAUAACUGACGCACAUAUUGUUAAGCAUAAGAACGCAUUGCAAGUGCAUUUUAAGUUUGUGAAGUGAUAUCUCUUUUUUUCUUUUCAAAACAGCUUUCCCUUCAUUCAGCAAUGAAUUUGAGAAGUUCCAUUAUCUCAUUGUUAAUUGAUUUUCUGCAUUUAAAUUGUUUGUUUCUCAUUUUAUCCCACUGAUGCAGGAAUGUGUUUAUCCCACCAGCCAUUAAGGUAUGAACCUCAAACCUAGAGUUCAUAUGGGGAAAUGUUUAAGGAAAAUAAUGAAUUUCCAUUAAUAUUUGUAAAUGUAAUUAAUUUGGUAACAUCUCUUUCAUUACAAAUUGGAUUAGUAAAUGUAAUGAAUAGAACUGCCGCAGCUUAAUAUAAUGUAACUGUUCUAUGCAUCAUUCUGAAUGGGUUGAAGGUUAUGUUUGGCCCUCCAGAGAGACAUUAAGUGGACUGACUUAUUAUUACUAUUAAUAUAGAUUUUUCUAUAUAGUCUGUGAUUGAAGACAACAUAAAAACUAUUUAUAUUUGGGUCUUCCCAAAUUUCCACUGCAUUUAAUGUAACAGUAGGUGAUUUCUCUGAGAUUGAAAACAGGUGAUGUGAUAGUGGAGAUCAUUUAUAUACCUCUAGUGUGUCAAACUUAUGUGUUUAAUGGUACAAGAAUCAAAAGGGUUAUUAAUUGUUCAUUACAAAAUAAGGUCAUCGGUUCACAUAUACAUACAGAAAUCUGUCUUACAGGGUGAUGUCAUGUUCAUUAUUCUGUAAUGCUUUAGCAUAAAAAUUGUUUCAGUAAUUUCCCUCACAAUAUUAUGCAUUUUUUUUGUCAAAAAUGCUAUUUCAUUUUAAAAUAUGUAAAUCUGAUUAACUACCGUUUACAAAAUUUCCAUUAGUAUUAAUUUACAUCUGUAUGGCCCUCCAUGAAGCUGCCCUUGCUAAAUUCUGUGUAGCUAACCCUUUCACAAUUUCAUCCAUUGAGUAUCAUAUUUAUGCACGCUUGUGAAUGCGCACAAACAUAUUCUGCUGCCAGGUCUCUUUUUGUUUAAUUCCUGAUAUUUUUAUGCUUGGCAUCACCAAAAUAAUUUAACAACAAUAAAAAUGCUAGGUCAGUAGUUGCCAUCAAUCUGUGAGCUAUUUCAGGUUAGGUAAAUACUUCAUUGUCUACAAACAUUGGGCUAGCGCACUGUCGUUCUCAUUUGGUGUCAGGCCUUGCUGUAACUGAAGGUGACAUCCCUCAGUGCUCUGCCACUUGCCUGUGCACUUUCACCUUUUAUCGAGCUUGCAGAUUUGUGCUGGCUUCUAUAAAUGUGCUUUAUUGCAGUGAUUUGUGUUUCAUUGAAUGUGAGGUUGGGGUUGGUAUUUCUUGCAUUUUCUGAGAAGCAGUGACUUCUCUCAACAGAAUAUUAAAUCAGAAAGUAUAUUGACAGGUGGUUAUAUUUUAAAUUAUAAAUCACUUUUAUUAAUGCAAAUUUUAUAUUAAAAUUGUUAUUUAGUGUUGAUGGCUCAGAAUUGUAUUUUGUCCAUAUCAGCGGUCUUGUCUGUGAUAAAAUUUGUUGACUGGUAUGGCAUGCCUAUGCAUUAUCCCAACCUUGUUACAGGGAAAUGGCUUUUGUACUGAGUAAUGUAAACUGCGGUUUUCUGGAAAAUUUGUAUGUGCCAUAGAGUUUGAGCCUGCUUGGUAUUCUUCAAAGUUAUUGCAUAUGUUCUUGUUAAUAUGGACAUAGCAGAAGACCAUAAAGCCUAUAAAGUUGUGGACUUUGCGGUUAUACCUGUAUGUUGCAAGCUAUUUUAGAUUUAAGAGCAUAUGUUACAGAUUUUAAUGGCUGCAUAUUGCACACCAAUACUAGAACAUUCCAUUUUAGUUAAGUAACUUACAUUGAUGUUGGGUGGGUACUGGUAUUUUGUAGUAUAGUUAAAUGGGCUGGAAUGUAUGGUAUAGGAAGUCCUUCCACAGGGCCUCUAUUUCAAAUAAUUUGUAUUUCUGUGUGAAAGUUCUUAUACGUUUAAUGUUUGCCAUCCGAAACUUUUUCUUCUUUUUCUGAGUAUUCCAUACAGCUUUACAUAUGGAGCAUUCAGUGGGUGAACAAGGCAUAAUGAAUGGUUAAGUACAUUCCUUAUUUCUAUUUGUGCUGUUUACAUGCAAUAAAUAAUUGACAUUCCACUUACAAAUAGCAGAA
Zootermopsis nevadensis is the source of this 4290-nucleotide messenger RNA. Its product is annotated as transketolase. NCBI's taxonomy places the organism in Eukaryota, Metazoa, Arthropoda, Insecta, Blattodea, Termopsidae. The record is from RefSeq and is a predicted model, not a curated record. Gene Ontology annotation, molecular function: transketolase activity; thiamine pyrophosphate binding.